GUAAUCGUUCCCACUCCUUCGACCGUUCUCCAUCUCUUCGGUUCGCCACGCGAGUUUCUUGCAUUUCUCUUUCCGUGACCGGUCGUACCUCGUCGUCGUCGAUCGUUCUCUUCCCGAUUCCCUGCCGUGCCGUCAUCAGGACCAACGUUACCUCGCAGCUGAUCAAGAUGUUGCUGAUACAACCGACAGGGGAGAUGUCGGAGAAGAUCCGCGUGGAAUUGAACGAAAACGUGGCAACGCGCGACAAAGAUCUCGAGAUCAUCAAGGAAUGGCUCGCUAAGCAGCCCCACUUGCCUAAUUCUUUUGAUGACCAGAGACUGAUGACGUUCCUUCGUGGAUGCAAGUUCUCCUUGGAAAAAUGCAAAAGGAAGCUGGACAUGUACUUCACGAUGAGAGCAGCGGUACCGGAGUUCUUCACCGGUCGUGAUGCCAACAGACCAGAAAUAAGAGAGAUCCUCAACCUAGUUCAGAUACCUCCCCUGCCUGGCCUAACGAAAGAGGGUCGACGAGUGAUCGUGAUGCGAGGUAUCGAAAAGGACGUGCCCACUCCAAACGUCUCCGAGGCACUGAAGCUGGUCAUGAUGAUAGGCGACAUACGCUUGAACGAAGAACAGGUCGGGGUGGCUGGCGACGUGUACAUCCUGGACGCCAGCUGUGCCACCCCCGCGCACUUCGCCAAAUUCACCACCGGCAUCGUGAAGAAAUUCCUCGUGUGCGUCCAGGAGGCCUACCCUGUGAAGCUGAAGGAGGUGCACGUGGUGAACGUCAGCCCCCUCGUCGACACCAUCGUCAAGUUUGUGAAACCGUUCCUCAAGGAAAAGAUACGCAACAGGAUCUUCAUGCACAGCGACAUUAAGACUCUCUACAACUAUAUCCCCAGGGAGAUACUGCCCGAGGAGUACGGCGGCGACGCUGGACCCAUUCAAGCUAUCCACGACGUCUGGGUGAAGAAGCUGGAAGAGUAUGGUCCAUGGUUUAAGGAGCAGGAGUCUGUGAAGGCGAACGAGGACCUUCGACCAGGGAAGCCAAAGACUCACGACGACCUGUUUGGCAUCGAUGGGUCGUUCCGACAACUGACCAUCGAUUAGAAUUAGCCUCGAGUAAUUUUCUUUUCGGUGCUAAUGCAAAGAAAAUUUUCCAGAAAAAUACAAGAGAAGAAUAUGUGUACGAGGGAUAUGUAUAUAGAUUAACGUGAUUAUGCAGGUUGACAAGCUUUAAGAUAACAUUAAUAGUAAUCCGUUCGCAGAGUAUAUUUUUUUAUUUGUUUUUGAUAAAUAAAACACCGGUUUCAUGGGGUCGUUGAGGAUGCCAAA
This is a messenger RNA of Hylaeus anthracinus, 1313 nucleotides long. Its product is annotated as alpha-tocopherol transfer protein-like. Gene Ontology annotation, molecular function: phosphatidylinositol bisphosphate binding. The coding region runs from base 168 to 1088 and encodes 306 amino acids. Gene Ontology annotation, cellular component: membrane. Lineage: Eukaryota; Metazoa; Arthropoda; Insecta; Hymenoptera; Colletidae. The record is from RefSeq and is a predicted model, not a curated record. The transcript has 5 exons.